CAAAGUGUCAAUUAUCUAGGUUGACAAUGUGAAAAUCGCAUUGGAACACACCCAUACCACACACCAUAUACACAAUGCAUUCCGCCCAGGCACGCAAUAAGAUAUUCAAAACAUGGUCGGGCAUUAGCGAGGUGUCCAUCAUCAAGGAGGUGGCCACCAAAGGCGAGCACAUCGAUCUCUGCAUGGAAUACUGGGCUGCCAAGCGCAAAUUGCCCCUCGCCGAGUAUCGUCAUUACUUCUUCGAUGUGGUGCAAGCGUACGUGCAGCGUCUGCUGUCAGAGCGACUUGUCUGCAAGGCAGACAAUGUCCUGCACAAUGUGGAUCGCGAUGUGAAGUGUUUCUUCUAUCAAUACGCCUGCGAGUGCAACGAUGCCGAUCUCAGUGAGUUUGUGCUGGAUCAUCUGCGCUGCCGCGAGCCCCAAAUGUUUGAGCAGGAGCAACCGGUGCUGGAGUAUUACUGGUCGCUGGUGCAGCAGCUGCGCGAGUGCGGUGAUCUACUCACCAGGCGCAAAGCGCAGCUGCCACGUGUCCACAUCGAGGCGCUGAUGUCGCUGUCCGAACAAACGCUGCAGCUGCUUCUUGUCGAACUUUACUUUGCCAAUGGCAAUGAGUCCCUGCUGCCGGAUCUCAACAAACAACUGGUGUGGCAACAUCUAGUGGACACCGAACAGUUGGAUAGAUUGCGUCGCUGGUGCUGGUGCGGCGGUCAGGAUGCGACGGCAACAAGUGCACUGCUGCUGCCACUGGAGCAGGCCUUCGCUCAGUGGCUCAUCGAGCCGGCCAUGUAUGAAUAUGCUCUAGAACAUUUGGAGCAGCCCUGCGAACCACUGCGCAACUAUUUUGCCAGAGCUGGAUACUUCUUUGCCGCUGAAACUGCCGAUAUGUCCACGAUGCUGCGACGGCUCUGCACAAUGCAGUCUCUCGAGCAACACAAGGAGCUGAUCAGACGCCAGCCACUGGCGAAUCAUUUACUGGAACGCGGCUACCAUUCGUUGCUGCUGCUCCAAUGUGUGCCCAUCUCAGCGCUGGAGCAGUUGGCUGGUGAAAAUGAGCCACUGCUGACAUUGCUAAUUGAUCUCAAGACUCAUGAUCUGACGCAGCGCGAAGGAUUUGAAUUGAUAUCGCAGAGUGCUCAGAGCUAUUUGGAGCGCACACACAACGCUGCAGAAUCGCUGUAUGAGCAUCCGCUGCUGACAUUUUAUGACUUUCUCUGCCAUGAGCCGAGCGUGCGUGCACUGGAGGGUUUCCUCUCCUCCAGCAAUCUGCGACGAGUGCCCUAUUUGAAAUCACUGAUGAUGCGCUUCGAGCAUCAUGCAUUGAGCAACACAACCACUUUGCCCACGGCACACGACCUCUUCCACAAGUUCAAGCAGGUGAAUUUUGCUGUGCUCGCGGCAGCUGGUGGCCCCGGCGAGAUGAUUAGUUUCUCCAAUCCCCGUCUGAGUCAGCGAUAUGCACGCAAAGCGCAGCUGAGCUACACGCAUUAUCUGAAGCAGCAGAGGAGCGCGUAUGCUGUCUAUUAUUUUCUGAUGGAGCAGCUGCAGCUUUAUGGACAGAUCACACGCAUACAGCUAUUCCAUGCGUGCGAGACGGCCACACAACUGGCGCUGCAACAUGCCGGCGACGAGGAGCUGGUGACGCACUGCGUCGCCUGCUGCGAAAUGUUGGAUUUCGAUACGCAAACAUUGCGCAGCUUUUUGCAUCUGCAGCGACUGCUGCCGGCGGCAAACGCAACUGGGAAUUAUUCGGCGCAGCUGCAAAGCUGGGAUCAGGCGCUGGUGCAGCAAUUGUUGCAGAGACCGGAACACUUUCCCUUGGAAUCCUAUCAGGCACUAAUGCGUCUCGCUGCCCGCAACGUUCAAGGCAAGUGGCCAUCGGCACUGUUGCGACAUUUUGCCGCUGGCAACGAUUGGUGGCAGCUACUACUGCUCUUCCAGUACUUUGAUCUGCCACUGAGUGAACUGAAGCAACUACUGCCACAUUUCAAGUGCAGCGCCCUCGGCGUCCACUUGCUGCGCGCCCUCAGCUACGAAUGCAGUCACGAGCGGCCGCAUAAGCGUGCCAGCAAUCGCCGCAACGACGGACAGACGAAUUCCUCACAAGAAACAAUGACGAACUCGUCGCAUAGUUCCGGCCUGGAUGCGAAUCUACAGCAGCUGCAACGCGACGCUGGGCAAUCCAUGUGCCAGCUGCUUACCCACAAUGCCCAACAAGAUCUGUUCGCCAUUGUGAUCUGCAGCAGCAACAAUUUGCCGGAUGAGUCCAUUACGAGCUUCACUACAUUUGUGGAGCUGAUGCAGAGCAGUGGUCAGCAUAGCACCGCCAUCAAUCUGCUGAAACACUGCGUCCGCCAGCAGAUGCCCGUUCUGGCUGUGCUGGCAGCGACGCUCAGCGAAUCGAAUCACGACUGGUGCUGGUUACUCUGGCUGGCUGUUGCCAGUGGCCAGUGGACGCAGCUGCUUCAGCUGGCCAUCAAAUGCAAGGAGCGUAACGAUCAAACGGAACUCGUUUGGUCAGUAAUACGUGGCGCUGUCAGCGCUGGACAUGUGAAUGCCCUGCUGCACAGCUUCUGCAUCUUUCAUCCGGAGUGCAAGUUUGGGCAUUUGUGUCGUUUCCUGCAGUUGACGGCACAGCAGCAGGACUUUAGCACAACAACGAUCGUGGAGUUGCGUAUGUUCUUCUGCAGUUGGAGCCAGGAUGCAGUGCAGCUGCCUCUCUGUGAGCCACUCGCUCACAAGCAUUUGAUGCAACGCUGCAUUGGACUACUCCUGAUGCAGCUGCAAUCCAAUUUCGAUUGCAUUAUGCAGCAACAGAAAUUUCUCGAGUGCAUUUGUCGCUCGGAUGUGGGCGACAUUUGUGAUCUGCUGGACUUUUGCCUGCUGCAUAGGAUCUUUGGUGUUGCGGCACCCUGGAUGCGUCAACUGGGCAUUGACUACGAGCAGCUGGUGAAGCGAGACAGUGCCGAAUACAAGCGCCUUGUGGAUGCACUGACCGAUGCCAAGGCAUAUGACGAGGCACUGCAGUUGGCGGCACUGUUGCAGUUACCACUGGCCGAUAUUGUUUAUGCCAAGUGGCUGGCAGAACUCGAGGCCGGCCAGUUGCGUCUGCAUGCGGAAUACGAGCGGGAGAUUGAGCAACAUGCUCUGCCGCCUGCAAUACUUGUUAACUUUCUGCUCCACGCGGCAGCCACACAGCAGCCGGAGGAGAAUCAAUUACGUCGUCGGUAUGAGCUGCUUCAGAGUGUACUGGGGGUCAUCAAGCAGCAUCAUCUGUUUCCCAACGAAUGCUUUGAUCGCGAUCAGAUUGAGUAUGAUAUGGUUUUGUGCUACUUGCAACUGGAACCGGAGCCAUCUCCGCCUGUAACCAUCUACCAUUCGGAGUACUUUGAGCAGAUAAUGCAACAGGAGCGCGGUGUUCUCUACAAAUCUUUCUCCGAGCUAAAGGAGCUGGCAGGCAUUGAUGAUCUCAGCAUUGCCAACAAAUCACAACUGACCGCAGAGAUGGAGCGGCGUCUGAAUGAGUUACUCAAUCUGCUCCUGGAUGAGGGUGACAUUGUGGAGGCACUGCGUCUCCAAGAACUUUUUGAAUUUCGUCCAACUGACUUGCGUUUCAUUGUCUUCGCCAUGGCCCUGGCCGAGGGCAUGACUAGCAUUGUGAAUCUGGCCAUCAAGGAGCGCCAGCUGCUCAGCGACAUUGAGAAGAGCGCCUUUCCCAAAUUCAAUCGACUGACGCUCAAUCAGAGUCCAAUGGUAAGAUGCAACAGCGAUUUGUCUGGCAGCUGCUCUACGCUGGAAUUUGAAGAGAUACCCUCCAAGGAGAAACAACAAACGCUAGAUACGCUGCUGGGCAUUGGCUCCAAGCUCAAGCAUGGCAUCGAACUGGGACGACGCAUUGUGCUUUCCUAUCGCGCCGCCAUGUUCUUGGACAAGGAAUAUUUGGAUGUGUUGCGCACCAAGGAUGUCACUGUGCUGCUCAAGAGUGCCGCCGAAGAGGAUUGUCUGCAGCGUCUAUUGGUCGUGAGCGAUAUACACAUCUCCACACGAAUGACAUCCAAAGAGAUUGCAGAGUCUGUGGCUCUGGAGCUGACCACGUGCAUUGUGCGUCCACGUUUCUACAUAUUCCAUGCCAGCCAACAGCCACGGAAUGCGCCACGCAACGCGGAUCUCUGGGGUCACAAUAUCGAUCGAGAUUUUCAUCUAUUUCUUGAGCUGACGCCCAACACGACGCUGCUGGGCAACUGUCUGCUGGAGUAUUGUGAUGCGCUCAAGGCCUAUCGUCGCUAUCAGGACAACAAGCCCUAUAUGCAGAGUGAAGCCUUUGAGCGCCUCUCGGGCAUCAUCCAGCUCUACGGGCUGCCUAGUACCAACAACAGCAGCAGCAGUAAUGUGCCUAGUUCGCCGGGGAAACCGCACGUUCUGUCCCACAAGAAGCAGAAUCAAAUCUAUGUGGAGCUAUUGAUUAAGGCACAUUUGUGCUUUGUGCACGAAUGCUCCAUGGAGGGGAUUGCCAGCGUGCUGGAGCGUUCAAAGCAGCUCACCGCACAGCUGACCACGGCCAAAUCGUGGUCAUUAAUUGUGCGCCUACUGAUCGGGAUUGCACGCUAUCGUGAGAUGUUCUACUGCUUCGACGCGCUCAUCGAGAACGAGCAAUUCGAGUCGCUUCUGGGACAGUUCGAUGAGGACCAGAAGAGCGGACUGCGCCAAGCCAUUUUAGGCUAUCUACGCGAAUAUAAUCCCAAAAAUAGCAUGGAACUGUUGCGUCUGGCCGCCCAUCAUUUCCUCAUGUACAAUGAGCUGGCGGAGAUGUGGUCACAGGAGGCACAACAAAUCGUAGACAAAGUGAUCGCCACUAUGUCCGCUGAGCCGGGCAAAUUGAAGUGCAGCCAGGAGCUACAGAUGCUGCUGCAGCAGGCUUUGGAGAAUUAUACGCAUGCCACCGAAAACUAUUUGCUAGACAACAAACUGAUUCUGGCCCAGUUGAGUGUGUCGCGUGCCGAGCUGAUGGCCAUGCAACUGGAUCUGUGCAACAAGGCGCUAGAGAAGCGUGGAGGAGGAGGAGGUGGACACCACAACAGCAUCUCAGCGACGCUCAGCUGCAUUAGCGUUAUUGGCAUCCAAACGCGCGAGCAAUUCCGCGAGUUGGUCAACACACAAUUGAGUGUGCCGCAAACGUUGAUACUGAGUCGUGCCUGUGGCUAUGAUGUCAACUGGAGCGAAGCUUUGCUAACCCAAUUUGUGGUGCUGCAGCGGUGCAACUAUUUGCAUGAGUAUCGUUGCCAUCAGCGCAUCAAUGAUAACGUCAUUGAACAGGUUGUUAAGGGCUAUCUGCUGCACACUCAGAACAAUCCGUCGAAUGGCAAACAGGAGGAAUCUCUAGCUCAACUGGUGGAGCUUAUUCGAUCCGUCACACUAAAAUACAAAUUAGCUUCCAUUUCGGGCCUGAAAAUGAUUGUUAUGUCGCUGAUCAGCGAUUCCACGGUUCACUAUCUACGCGAUACGAACUUUGGUCGCAACGAACUGCAUAACGUCACGAAUAUGUGACACACAAUAUGUGAUUUAUACACUAUAUUAUAUAUAUGUACUGAUUGUAAUGCCAAAUACGUUAUUAAAUGCAAAAACUUAAAAAAGGCGCGC
This is a messenger RNA of Drosophila grimshawi, 5633 nucleotides long. Its product is annotated as spatacsin. NCBI's taxonomy places the organism in Eukaryota, Metazoa, Arthropoda, Insecta, Diptera, Drosophilidae. The coding region runs from base 75 to 5540 and encodes 1821 amino acids. The transcript is spliced from 6 exons. Gene Ontology annotation, biological process: axon extension; synaptic vesicle transport; chemical synaptic transmission. The record is from RefSeq and is a predicted model, not a curated record. Gene Ontology annotation, cellular component: cytoplasm; axon; synapse.